AUCGGUGACCGUUUUUCUCUGCCUCAAAAGAAGAUAUCACCCGUUUCGAAAAACUCCCCUCUCGAAAAAACUCUGGCAGAGAAUCGACUCAAUCAUGGCCACCAAUGAGCCUACAUUGCCAAUACCCGGCGAACGAAAUAUCCUCAUCACUAGCGCUUUGCCCUACGUGAAUAAUGUUCCCCACCUUGGAAAUAUAAUCGGUAGUGUGCUCCCCGCAGAUGUGUUUGCUCGCUACAAUCGGGCGAGGGGGUUUCCGACGUUGUAUAUCUGCGGUUCUGAUGAAUACGGAACUGCCACCGAAACCAAAGCCCUUGAAGAAGGCGUAACUCCGGAAGAACUCUGCGCAAAAUACCAUGCUAUUCACAAGGGUAUCUACGACUGGUUCAAUAUCGAGUUUGAUAUCUUUGGCCGUACGCCUACCGCGCAUCAAACCAAGAUUGUGCAGGACGUGUUCCGCGGUCUGUGGGAGAAUGGAUAUAUUGAAGAGCGAGAGACUACCCAACCAUAUUGUCCCGUAGAGGGACACGCAAGUUUUUUGGCGGACCGAUUCGUUGAAGGUGAAUGCAGUAUUUGCGGUGAUCCUGGUGCUCGUGGAGAUCAAUGCGACAAAUGUGGUAAUUUGCUGGAUCCGUUGGAGCCGGAUGCAAAGGAAAGUGGUGAUGGAGAGGAACAAGAUGUCGAAGCAAGAGCGACAGGAUGGCUGAUCAACCCUCGCUGUAAGCUCGAUGGUGCCACACCGGAGAAACGCAAGACGAAACAUUUGUAUUUGCGUCUGGAUGCUCUCAAGGAUAAGAUUGUGCCUUGGUUUGAGAAAGUGAGCAAGGAGAAUGAUUGGAGUAUCAAUACUACUUCGAUUGUGCAAUCGUGGAUUGAUCGUGGGUUGAAGCCUCGUGCUAUUACUCGUGAUAUCAAGUGGGGUGUACCGAUUCCGAAGGGUAUCAAGGGUUUGGAUGAAGAGGCGUAUAAGAACAAGGUUUUCUAUGUGUGGUUCGACGCCUGUAUUGGUUACGUCUCUAUCACCGCCAAUUAUACCGAUGGGGAUAAUCUCGAGGGCAAGAAAUGGGAGCAGUGGUGGAAACACCCCGAGCUUGUGUCCUUGUACCAAUUCAUGGGCAAGGAUAACGUACCAUUCCACAGCAUCAUCUUCCCCGGUUCGCAACUCGGGUCUGGUAUGACGUGGACUCAAGUACACAAGAUCUCUGCCACAGAAUACCUCAACUACGAAGGUGGCAAAUUCAGCAAGUCCAAAGGUGUGGGAGUAUUUGGCACAAGCGCAAAAGAUACUGGUGUUGGUCCCGAUAUUUGGCGAUUCUACUUGUUAUCUCGACGGCCCGAGAGCAGCGACACGGAAUUCAAAUGGGACGAAUUCGUCAGCACCAACAACAACGAACUCCUCAAGAAUCUCGGAAACCUAGUCGCGCGCGUCACAAAAUUCUGUAUCGCCAAGAUGAAUGGCGUUGUCCCUGAAUAUUCCGCCGAAGCUGGUAAAGCAGUCCUCACCGAACACGAGAAUCAAGUCAAUACCCACCUAAAAUCCUAUAACACCUAUAUGGACGCCACUAAAAUGCGCCCCGCCCUCAACGAUAUCAUGCACAUCUCCUCCCUAGGCAACAAACUCCUUCAAGACAAUAAACUCGACAACCGCCUCUUCACCGAAGAACCCGACCGCUGCGCCGCGGUCAUCAACAUCGCCCUCAAUCACAUCCACCUCCUGGCCAGCAUUUUGUCACCAUUUAUGCCGCAAACUUCCAAAUCAAUCUUUGAGCAACUGGGAGCUGUGCCCGAGGCACGUAUCCCUGAGAAAUGGGUAACAGAUGCCCUGAAACCGGGCCACAAACUCGGCGAAUCUCAGCUAUUGUUUUCUAUGAUUCCGCCGACCAAGAUUGAGGAGUGGAGGGAGGCGUUUGGUGGUGAGGAAGUGAGGAGACAAAAGGCCUUGGAAGCUGAGAAGGCGGCUGCGAAGAAAUUGGCGAAGGAGAAGGAGAAGGAGAAGAAGAGGCUGAAGAAGGAGGCUGCUGCUGCCGCCAAAAAGGCUGAGGGUGAUGCUGCGACUGCGACUGCGACGCAGUUGGAGAAGAAGUUGACGCUUGAUGAUGGGCAGAAGAAUCCUUGAUUAUUUUUUUUUCCAAGUCACGUAGAGUGAAUUGUUUGGGUUAUUCCGUAACGAAGAAAUAGAUUGAAGACGUUAGUAUGUGUCAGGAAUCUGUUGCAUUAGCAUAGUACCUAUUCAGAAAUUUGAUGGAAGGAAUGACAUUGAUAGCUACGA
This is a messenger RNA of Talaromyces stipitatus ATCC 10500, 2266 nucleotides long. RefSeq names its product methionyl-tRNA synthetase. Bases 95 to 2113 code for a protein of 672 amino acids. Gene Ontology annotation, cellular component: aminoacyl-tRNA synthetase multienzyme complex; cytosol. Gene Ontology annotation, molecular function: ATP binding; methionine-tRNA ligase activity. The transcript is spliced from 2 exons. Lineage: Eukaryota; Fungi; Ascomycota; Eurotiomycetes; Eurotiales; Trichocomaceae. The record is from RefSeq and is a predicted model, not a curated record. Gene Ontology annotation, biological process: methionyl-tRNA aminoacylation.